CUCAUAUUUUCCACUUUGCAAUUAAUUUAUUCUCAUAAUAAGCAUAUAUAGCAUACCCACCACAUUUAUAAAUUAAUCCCCUUCUAAUUCACAUUCAAUUCUCUCAAAUCCCAUACACAAUUCAAUGGCUUCUCUUUCAUUCUCACCUCCCCACACAUGUGUGAAAGAUAUGAUCAAAGUUCCUCCCUACUUCUUUGAUGAUUUGACCUCUCUCCCCAGGGUCAAAUUCGUCCAUAAUAAUAAAACCCGAGGGCAUCGCGGAUUUGUCGUGACCAACGUGGCUGGCGGCACGCUGUCGGCUUCCACUCCUUCCGCCACCGAAACGGUGGCGGCCGAGAGAAAACUAGCGGCAUGGACCAGCGUCCGGCAAGAGAGGUGGGAAGGGGAGCUCGUUGUUGAGGGUGAAAUACCAAAGUGGUUGAACGGGACGUAUCUGAGGAACGGACCGGGCUUAUGGCACAUAGGGGACUACAAUUUUCGGCACCUCUUCGACGGCUACGCCACCCUCGUCCGCCUACACUUUGACGAUGGCCGCCUAACAAUGGCACACCGGCAAAUCGAGUCGGAGGCCUACAAGGCGGCGACUAUCAACCAAAAACUCUGUUUCCGCGAGUUCUCCGAGGUACCAAAGCAGAACAACUUCCUGGGCUACGUCGGAGAACUAGCGAACCUAUUCUCCGGUGCGUCGUUAACAGACAACGCCAACACCGGUGUGGUCAGGUUGGGCGACGGGCGGGUUUUGUGUUUGACGGAGACCGUGAAAGGGUCGAUCGUGAUUGACCCAGACACACUGGACACUAUUGGGAAGUUCGAAUACAGCGACUCUCUGGGCGGGCUGAUCCACUCAGCCCACCCGAUAGUCACGGACACAGAAUUCCUCACGUUGUUGCCCGACUUAAUCAACCCGGGAUACAUCGUGGCCCGCAUGGACCCGGGCACCAACGAGAGGAGGGCUAUCGGGCGGGUGAAGUGCCGAGGCGGGCCCGCUCCGGGGUGGGUGCACUCUUUUCCGGCGACGGAGCACUACGUGAUCGUGCCGGAGAUGCCACUUAGGUAUUGUGCACAGAAUCUACUCAAGGCCGAGCCCACUCCUCUCUAUAAGUUCGAGUGGCACCCUGACUCCAAAGCCUUCAUGCAUGUCAUGUGCAAAACCAGUGGCAAAAUUGUGGCAAGUGUGGAAGUUCCAUUGUAUGUGACAUUCCAUUUCAUCAAUGCAUACGAGGAGAAAGAUGAGGAUGGAAGGAUAACGGCGGUGAUCGCCGACUGCUGUGAGCAUAACGCCGACACGACCAUCCUCGACAAUCUUAGGCUACAGAAUCUCCGGUCGUUUAACGGCCAAGACGUCUUGCCAGACGCUAGGGUAGGGAGAUUCACAAUACCAUUGGAUGGGAGUCCAUAUGGGAAGUUAGAGGCAGCAUUGGAUCCAAAUGAGCAUGGUAGAGGGAUGGACAUGUGCAGCUUCAACCCUUCUUUCUUGGGUAAGAAGUACAGAUUCGCCUACGCCUGUGGGGCCCACAGACCCUGCAACUUCCCCAAUACCCUCACAAAGAUUGACUUGGUGGAGAAGAGAGCAAAGAACUGGCAUGACGAGGGCUCUGUGCCAUCUGAACCAUUUUUCGUGGCACGCCCGGGCACAACUGAAGAGGAUGACGGAGUGGUGAUAUCAAUGAUAAGUGACAAGAAUGGAGAAGGGUAUGCCAUAGUGUUAGAUGGGUCCUCAUUUGAAGAGAUUGCAAGGGCAAAGUUUCCUUAUGCUCUCCCUUAUGGACUCCAUGGAUGUUGGGUUCCAAACAAAUGAACACUUAUAACCUACACACACACACACAUGGAAAAUGAUAUCUAAAUAUCAUAGUUUGACACCAUUGACGUGCAUAGACAUACGUACACGCAAUGGUGUCAUCAAUGGUGUCAAAUUCGGUGUCACUGCAACAUGGUCCAUACACAAAUCACGCCAUGCAAAAAAGCUUAUAUAUACACAUAUAUAAAUACAAACAUUAUGUAAUAACAUGCAUUGAAGUAU
Molecule: messenger RNA, 2020 nt
Organism: Cuscuta campestris
Lineage: Eukaryota; Viridiplantae; Streptophyta; Magnoliopsida; Solanales; Convolvulaceae
Source: the annotation of a GenBank genome assembly